UUGAGAUAGAGAAAAAGCUUGAGAAACAUUCCAGACCAGACAAACAUCUUAUAUUAAUCUCCAUCGUAAAUCGAAAUCCCAUUUCGGAAAACACUCAUAAAUUCCACAUUUUCCCAUCAAAAAAUGUCAAUACAAGACCUCCAAAACGGUUCCAACACUACUUUUAAUCAUAAUCCUACAUCUUCUCAUGAUGAUUUUCUUGAACAAAUGCUUUGUGGUCUCCAAUCUGGUGUUUCUUGGCCCGAUAUAUCAGCUGGUGGUGGCGGCGGUGGCGGUAUGAAUAAGUCAGCAUCAGCACUUCUUCCUUGGGAUGAUGCUGAUCAGUUUGAUGACCAAUCAAAUUUUUUAGCAACCAAACUCAGGCAACAUCAGAUCAGCACUACGAGUAAUCCGGCUGCUGCGAAAUCGUCGCUACUUCAACAACAAUUGAUGCUUUCUAGAGGCCUAGUUGGUGGUAAUAAUGGUGGUGGUGAUUCUGGUGUUUUUCCAAAUGAUUUGGUUGAUACUUCAUCAUUCAAGUCUCUGAAUGGAGAUAAUUCGAUUCAAACACUUUUCAAUGGUUUUUCCGGAUCUCUUCAAACCAAUCAAUCCCAAGAUUUCCAAUAUCCAUCGGGACAAACCUUUGGAUCUCAAGGGGUCACGACAACCAUAGUCAAUCAAGGAACUAGCACCGGGGGCACAACGACCAGUGUGCCCCCGGCGCAGCCACGUCAAAGAGUUAGAGCCCGAAGAGGCCAAGCCACUGAUCCACAUAGCAUCGCCGAAAGACUUCGACGUGAAAGGAUUGCCGAGAGGAUGAAAUCACUACAAGAACUUGUCCCAAAUGCUAAUAAGACAGACAAGGCUUCAAUGCUAGAUGAGAUCAUAGAUUAUGUAAAAUUCCUCCAGCUCCAAGUCAAAGUCUUGAGCAUGAGUAGAUUGGGAGGUGCUUCUGCUGUUGCUCCUCUUGUUGCUGAUAUGUCCACUGAGAGAGGUCGUGACUCCGUGGCGGGACGGAGUAGCAAUGGAACGACUUCGUCUGCUUCGAAUAACGAUACGAUGACCGUAGCAGAGAAUCAAGUGGUGAAGCUGAUGGAGGAGGAUAUGGGGUCUGCCAUGCAGUAUUUACAAGGGAAAGGUCUUUGUCUCAUGCCGAUUUCAUUAGCCACCGCGAUAUCGACCGCCUCUUGUCAACCUUCUUCCUCAAGGAACAACUACCCCUUACUCGGUGGUAGCGAAGGUGGCAGCCCUUCUUCUCCAAAUCUGUCUGUUUUGACCAACCAAUCCGUAAAGCCCUAAUAUCGAACGGUGUGGACAGCUGAUUACGACCCAUUUAACGUUUUUUUAAAUGGACAAACUAUCACCAAAAGACUUCGUCGUCAUUGUUUUCUCCGGCAACCUUGUCUAGCUACCAAACUUGUGGGGUCUUUUGAACUUGAUUUAUACGUUAAUCACUUUCUUAAUUGAUUAGUGUUUUUGCCGUGUGGUUUUGGAAUGACUUUGUCCCUUUUACUUAAUUUAUUGAACUUUAAUUAA
Molecule: messenger RNA, 1515 nt
Organism: Erigeron canadensis
Lineage: Eukaryota; Viridiplantae; Streptophyta; Magnoliopsida; Asterales; Asteraceae
Product: bHLH transcription factor RHL1-like
Exons: 9
Coding region: 124-1278 (384 amino acids)
Biological process (GO): regulation of transcription by RNA polymerase II
Cellular component (GO): nucleus
Molecular function (GO): DNA-binding transcription factor activity, RNA polymerase II-specific; protein dimerization activity; RNA polymerase II cis-regulatory region sequence-specific DNA binding
Source: RefSeq, a predicted model, not a curated record